Trypanosoma conorhini is the source of this 306-nucleotide messenger RNA. RefSeq names its product putative dolichol phosphate-mannose biosynthesis regulatory protein. Gene Ontology annotation, cellular component: endoplasmic reticulum membrane; dolichol-phosphate-mannose synthase complex. The record is from RefSeq and is a predicted model, not a curated record. Gene Ontology annotation, biological process: GPI anchor biosynthetic process. The coding region runs from base 1 to 306 and encodes 101 amino acids. Lineage: Eukaryota; Euglenozoa; Kinetoplastea; Trypanosomatida; Trypanosomatidae. The transcript has a single exon. Gene Ontology annotation, molecular function: enzyme regulator activity.
AUGCUGUACGACCGGACAAUCGCGAAGUUUUUAUUGGCAAUCACGACGGCCUUUUACGCGUACUACGUCCUCUGGAUCGGGGUGACGCCGUUUAUUGACCCCUCCCACUUCACGCAGCGCCUGUUCCCCCCGCGCGAGUAUGGACUGCUGCUCGCGGCUGUCGUGAUGACGUCAGGCCUGGGCCUCGCCAUGACAGCGGCGUCCGUGCACACCAUCCGGCAAACAGGCACGGAGGGCGAGGGCAGCGGCAAAUUCGCGCUGGCGGUGUGGAACGACAAGGAGGCGCGCGAGCCGUCGUCGUCGUGA